AGAGAACAGAGUUGUGACAGCUUCUCUGCAGUACAGCCACAAUAUCCCAACACUUACCUAAUCAUCAACUUACUGACAGCAACUUGCAACAGACUGGACAAAACAAUUUAGAGAAGGAUAACAAGAACUUCUGAAACCAGAGAAAUCAGUGUUCAGAAAGAAGAACAGUGCAAAGGGAUACUGAAAAGCAUGGGACAGGGAGAAAUAUGAAGGAGCAGUCUUAAGAAUUCUUAGAACCGUGCAGGGAUAUAUUCUAGAGGCAAAUGAGUGCCUAGAUUCUGCAGAGAGAAGAACAGUUGUAAGAGGUAGGUAGGACAGGUUUUCUCCUAGAUGGACACUGGAGUCAGAGUCACCCAGGCUGAGACAGAAAAUAUAUAGGAGAAUAUAUCAGAAAGCCCAGAGGGUAACAUUACGGAAAGACUUGUGAAGAAGUGUGUGGGAAUGAAAUACAGACGACACCACAAAUCCAUUCACAACUGUCACUAAACUCUUGGAAGUAUAGAGAGCAGAGGAUUGUCGUGUGGUUCCUCCAGCGGAAAAACUUUCUCCAGCUCCAGUGGAGAAAGAUGAGCUACAUUCAGCUACACAUCAAUGAAAUUAGACAGCAGGGAAGAGAGGGGUAAAAGGUCAGGGAGCAUCCCAGACUGACUGAAAAGCAACAUGGCACUGUGGUACCUUCCCGGAAUCUUUACUAUCCUGAUAGGACUCCUACUCUCCAUGCAGAGGUCAUUAACAAAUGAAAUUCUGGGGCUCAAGAUACCACCAGAGCCGGUAUUGAAUGCCAAUACAGUAUGCUUAACAUUACCAGGCUUGACCCGCCGUCAGAUGGACGUAUGCAUGCGGCAUCCGGAUGUGGCAGCAUCGGCCAUUCAGGGAAUCCAAAUUGCAAUCCAUGAGUGCCAGCAUCAAUUUCAGAAUCACCGCUGGAACUGUUCCAGUCUGGAAACCAAGAACAAGAUUCCAUAUGAGAGUGCAGUAUUUAGCAGAGGUUUCCGGGAGAGCGCAUACGCCUAUGCUAUUGCUGCAGCUGGGGUGGUGCAUGCAGUGUCCAAUGCUUGUUCCAUGGGCAAGCUAAGGUCAUGUGGCUGUGAUGAGAAGAGAAGAGGAGACGAGGAGGCCUUUAGGGCUAAAUUACACAGACUACAGAUGGAAGCUAUGAACCGUGGGAAGGGCAUGGUGCAUGGUGUCAUGGAACACAUGCCUGCUGAGGCACCAGGGCCACAGGACUCCUGGGAGUGGGGAGGCUGCAGUCCAGAUGUGGAUUAUGGGGAGCGCUUCUCCAAAGAGUUCUUGGAUUCACGGGAACUUUACAGAGACAUACAUGCUCGCAUGAGACUGCACAACAACAGGGUGGGCAGGCAGAUUGUGAUGGACAACAUGAAAAGAAAAUGUAAAUGCCAUGGUACAUCUGGAAGUUGCCAGCUCAAGACCUGUUGGCAGGUAACGCCGGAGUUUCGUAUGAUUGGCUCCCUCCUGAAGGACAGGUUCUCAGUGGCCACUUUGAUAAGGCCUCAUAACAGAAACAAUGGACAGCUGGGGCAGUUGGAACAUACACAUGCUCCAUACCGGAGGCGAACUGGCAUCACUGACUUGGUAUAUUUUGAGAAAUCUCCUGACUUCUGUGAACAGGAGCUUAAUUUGGACUCAGCAGGGACACAAGGCCGGAUAUGCAACAAAACUAGCCCAGGAAUGGACAACUGUGAGAGUCUGUGCUGUGGCCGCGGUCAUAACAUUCUCAGACAGACACGUACCGAGAGGUGCAACUGCAAAUUCCACUGGUGUUGUUAUGUGGUGUGUGAAGAGUGCCGCAUCACAGAAUGGGUCAGUGUGUGUAAGUAGGAAAAAUACAACAAAUUCUUCCUAGCUUCCACAACACUAAGGGGAAAAAAAGCACCAUGCAUAAAAUCAAGGUUGUAGACAAACAUUCACAAGACAUGGAGCUAAACCACCUAUGAUUGGCCUGGACUGCAAGAAACAAAGAAUACAAAUGCAAUUGACCAAAUGAGAAUUGCUGCAUACCAAAACAGGUUUAAUGUAAUACAAAUUAAACUGAAUGUGUUGCAAAAUGUUUCCAUUAUCCAUAACAGCCCCCAUUACUGAAGAAGCCCAAACUCAUCUUGUAGUACAGAAAUCUUUGUGAGAGCUCUGAGAUUCACACUGUUUAUCUGAUUUGCCAUUAUACAUGCUUGUGAAAUUCAUUUCAGUAUUGGACGCCUGCUGUGGCCUGCAAGUAUCUGCAUAAAAAGUUUAACGCCUACAGUACAAUAUUCAAAAGACUGUAAUUGGGUUAAAUCUUUUGCAUCACAGACUGACAUUUAUCACCUGGUACAUACACCUUAAUAAACAGUGAUUAUAAGUGUCAGAAAGACUUUAUAGGGAUACUUCUAGCUCAUUACAUGUAACCCUCAGGUUCACACCUGAUAGAAAUCCCUCAGGACUAUCUAUCAUACACAUUACUACAUAUACCUGACGACUGAAUGACACAUUGUCUCUGCCACAUACCAGAAAUACUUCCAGUAUACUGCUGAGAAUGUUUAUUACUGGAAAGCAUGCAACUUUUUCAGCUGUUGUUGAACUAGAGGCUGGCAGAGCAUGCUGGAACCUGUAGUUCAAUUGGAAAGCCACAACAUGCCUGCCCUGUAGCUGUGAUCUAUUCAGAUAUGAAAGUUGUUUGAUAAUUAUCCAAUUAUUCAUUUUAAAAUGCAGAUUUUUUUUAUUGUUGAAUUAAUAUGAAAAAGUUGUAAUAUGAGUUUGCUGGUCAAACCAAAGAAGAAGAAGAAGAAGAAGAAUAUUUAGGGUGUAUAUUAACCCAAAGCAAGCAUUUAUUUUAGAACUCCAUAUAUGAGACAUCUAUUUCACAGGUGAAGGGGAUAAACAGUUAUAUUAUAUGGACUUACUGUAUAUCAGCUGUACAAUAUCAGUAAUUACUGGCUGAUCUCUCAAAGUAUAAACAUCAGCACAACUUUAAUAACAGAAAUGCUUUGCUCUACAAUUGUUAAGAUUCAUCCUUAAACAGGAGAAUAAAACAGUGUGCUGUACCACACAUCAAUGCUGACAGAUAAGUAUUUCUCUAAGUCAGAUACUUUUGAUGUUGGCACACCAACAUACUGUAUGUCAACAUCGGAAUGACUUGUAAGUACACAGAGUUGUUCAAAGGUACUACACUUUUAGAGAUUUAGACUAUGCCAGUGGUUCUCAAACUGUGUGCCGUUGCAACCUGGGGUGCCUCUGGGCACUUGCAGGGGUGCCUUGGAUUGGUGGUCUAGGACCAAUUCAACUUAUUUAUGGUCAAUGUAGUAGACAAAGCCAGUGCUGGCAGAUGCCAAUUCUAAAAUAUAUUGGACAAUCUGAAUCAAAACUUGUCCCUCACCACACAACUGGACUUAAGCGUGACAUAUAAAAACAAUAUACUUAAUUUAAUAUUUCUUUCUAAAGUUCUCAAAAAGAAACUUUGGUCUAGGGGUGCCAUGAAAAAGAAAUCUGAUACUCUAGGGUGCAAUUACUGAAAAAAGUCUGGGAACCAUGGACUAUGCCCUACAUGGAAC
This is a messenger RNA of Pseudophryne corroboree (corroboree frog), 3545 nucleotides long. It is a transcript of the gene WNT10A, whose product is annotated as Wnt family member 10A. Gene Ontology annotation, cellular component: extracellular region. Gene Ontology annotation, biological process: multicellular organism development; canonical Wnt signaling pathway; cell fate commitment. The record is from RefSeq and is a predicted model, not a curated record. Gene Ontology annotation, molecular function: frizzled binding; cytokine activity. The transcript has 4 exons. Lineage: Eukaryota; Metazoa; Chordata; Amphibia; Anura; Myobatrachidae. The coding region runs from base 661 to 1839 and encodes 392 amino acids.